Nicotiana attenuata is the source of this 589-nucleotide messenger RNA. Its product is annotated as cytochrome c oxidase subunit 6a, mitochondrial-like. Gene Ontology annotation, molecular function: enzyme regulator activity. Gene Ontology annotation, biological process: mitochondrial electron transport, cytochrome c to oxygen. NCBI's taxonomy places the organism in Eukaryota, Viridiplantae, Streptophyta, Magnoliopsida, Solanales, Solanaceae. The record is from RefSeq and is a predicted model, not a curated record. The transcript is spliced from 4 exons. Gene Ontology annotation, cellular component: mitochondrial inner membrane. The coding region runs from base 90 to 392 and encodes 100 amino acids.
AAUUUGGUGUUUAACAAGGGCAAGGGCAGUAGUCUACACAGAGACGGAAAGUUCAAUCCACCAGCACAGAGAACAAGAGAAAUCCCUAAAUGGCGACGGCGAUGUUCAGAUCUAGUAUUCGCUCCGCCCUCCGCGGCGGCGCUUCUCGUGUAACUCCGGCUUCCAAGAGGACCUUCUCUUCUCACUCAUCCGUUGAGGAAGAGGCCCGUGAAGCCUCUAAGUGGGAGAAAAUUACUUAUGUUGGAAUAGUUUCCUGCUCUAUUCUUGCUGCGAUUUGUCUGUCAAAGGGUCACCCUCACUCUGAUGAGCCUCCUGCUUACUCAUAUCUGCACAUUCGCAACAAGGAAUUUCCAUGGGGUCCAGAUGGGCUUUUUGAGGUCAAGCACCACUGAAACUGUGUGGUUUCUCUGUGAAGUCGUUAAAAUAAUUUCUGUCCAUCCGCCAGGAUGACCACAUUUGUUGAAUUUUCAUUAGAUGUCUACCUUUGGUUCUUUGCAUUGCCUUUUCUUUGACAUAUUUCUAUCUUUUGCUGUAUACUUACAAUGUGCUUUAAAGAAUAAGAAUUCAGGGAUAAUUAUUUGUUUCGAUA